Teleopsis dalmanni is the source of this 5179-nucleotide messenger RNA. It is a transcript of the gene pbl, whose product is annotated as protein ECT2. The transcript is spliced from 14 exons. The coding region runs from base 320 to 4597 and encodes 1425 amino acids. Gene Ontology annotation, cellular component: cell cortex; nucleus. NCBI's taxonomy places the organism in Eukaryota, Metazoa, Arthropoda, Insecta, Diptera, Diopsidae. The record is from RefSeq and is a predicted model, not a curated record. Gene Ontology annotation, biological process: activation of GTPase activity; mitotic cytokinesis; nervous system development. Gene Ontology annotation, molecular function: GTPase activator activity; guanyl-nucleotide exchange factor activity.
AAUAUCAUUGAAUAUAAAUUCCAAUAAGUUUUAAAAAUUUAUAUGAAAACUAUAUUUUUUUUUGUUUUUGUGGAGAAAAGAUCACAAACUGUGAAGAACUGCGGCGUCGCAAACGAUAUUUUUUAUUUGUUGCUUGCCUGUGACACAAAAUUGUGAUCAAACUUAUUUUCUCAAAAAUAAAAACGGAUUAAAAAAUAUUACGCUUAUAAUUGUAUGUUAUUUGUAUUUUUAAAAACAAAAAGAAAUACAUGAAUUUUUAAUAUAAGACUUCUCUGCGAGAAGUUCUCCACUUGAAAGUCUCAAAAUUCUGCAACACAAGAUGGAAGUAAUUGAAGAGCAAACAAAAUGUGAAAUGGAUAUAUCUCCACCUAUAAUAGAUAACAUUCGAAUUUGCCUAGUUGGUGAUGUAGUGAAUGACGCUGAGCUUGUUGAAGUUGCUCGUAGCUUUAAUGUACCCGUAUUGACAUCAGAAAAUGGCCUAGAGCUUAUUAAUGAUAAUGAUUGGAGAACGUACUUUAUACUAAGCGAAUUUGAAGGACCGACUUUCGAAGCAAUACAUGAAAAUAAACAAUGUAUAUUGGGUCCACCUGCCUUAAAACACAUCGCCAAAAAUAAUUACGGUCUGAAACGAAAGAGACAUUAUUCGCGUCCCAUUUACAAUUACUCUAUGGAAGGUGUAAAGGCAUGUUUUGAGGGAAUACGGAAAAAAGUCGAAUUGACACAAUUGGUGGAUUUAAUUCAUUCAAUGGGUGGUAGCAUACGCAAAGAAAUCAUCUAUACGGAGGUUGAACAUCUCAUAACAGUUCGAACUGGUGGAAAAAAAUAUAACUACGCCAAAACGUUUCGAGUGAAUGUAUUACGCCCUUCCUGGAUAUUAGCUGCUUGGGAACAGCGUAACGAUUUAAACUUCCGUGCCACAAAUGAAGAAUUUUCUAAAGAGCAUAGACUGAAAGCUUUUGAAGGUCAAAAGAUUUGCUUUUUCGGCUUUCCACCUGAGGAGCAUGAACAUAUGGUAGAUGUGUUAAAAGCAAAUGGUGGUUUACCUUGUGAAUUGGAUGAUCCAGAGUGUACGCAUGUUGUUAUGCCUAAUACUGGUGCUUGCUUACCUGAAGAAAAGUUUAAUAACUCUGAUAUCUCUAAUAUCUGUAAUACCACUAACAUCUCGAAAUCCCCCAUUAAUUCUACUAACAAUCCUAAUCCCAAUCCUAUAGAACUAAUGGAAGUUGAUACAGAGACUACUGAGACUGUUCUUCCAGAAACAGAUAAGAAAAUUGUGCAAACCGAACAAAAUACAUCUAAUGAAGAAAAUGAAGUUAACAAGGAUAAUAAAUUAAUAAAUGAAGAAAUUAAUAAUGAUAAGUGCAAUGUUGAUAUUCAUAAUAGUGAUGAUAGUGAAAUUGAUGAACAAUUUGCAGAAAAAUUAGCGGUUGAUGUUGAAUAUCAAAAAGAGCUGGAAAAUGAAGCGGAUGAUUUUUUGUUAAAUGAUUUAUUUGUUGAAGAUAAUGAAUUUGAUUUUAAUGACAAUGCAAAGGCAAGCACACCUGUAAAAGAAACUCAUCCAGAUAAAAAGGAUAAUGCGAUAAAAACUUCUAGUAGCAAACAUGAUAUGAGUUUUGAGAAUCCAAACAACAUUUCGCCUAUUUUAAAUGAACAAAUCACUCCACCAAAUAUACAAAUUGACAAAGCUUCUACAUUUGCUGGAAAUCUCAACAAUAUUUCACCUAUUUUAAAUGAAGAAAUUACUCCACCAGAUAUACAAAUUGAUAAAGUACCAACAUUGGCUGCGAAUCCAAACAAUAUUUUACCAAUUUUGAAUGAACAUAUUUUACCAGGAACUGAAGUUGAUAAAGCUCUUAUAUUUCCUGAAACGCCUAGAGUACUUUUAGAUGAUAUUCCUUUGGAUGAAAAUGAACAAUUUGAGACUGAUAAUUUAAAUGAUUUAAAACGUAAACGAGAGUGUUUUGAUAACAUUUCUUUAUUAUCUGUUGAAUCAUUUGCUAUGCCCAAUAGUACCAAGAAACCUAAACUCGUACGUACUGGUUCUAUAACACGUUGCAUUAAACGUUCAUUGAGUUUUGCGGCUGCGCGUACACCAAUUACCCGUAUGCUACGUCCACGUCGUAGUUCAGUUGCACAUGAAAUAACAACUGACUUACAUGAACAUGAUGAUAUUAGUAUUGCCGAUAAUUCAUUCUCUUCUAUUACCUCUGUGGACAGCAGCAUAUUCAAUGAAUCCUUUUACAAACCAGUAAAGCAAAAGCUAAGUAAUUUACGUCAACGCAUAACGCGUAGUAGUAGUAAAAAGGAUAAAGAUCGAGACAAAAGUAUACUUGGAACACCUGAAAAAAAGAGUGAAUGGGAACAGCAACCUGAUGAUGCCUUUAAAACACCAAAAGCGCCAGCAAAAAUUAGCAUAUCGGCAGCUGUAGCAGCAGCAGUUAAAGUAUCAACUCCCAAAUCAUUAAAAAAAUCGAAAAACUCUUCCUCUAUGAAAUCCUCCUCAAGUAACACUAACCAAAUGUCCGAUAAAGUUCAUAUGGUACAAGAUGCUUCCAUAACUUGCACAGAUGUCGAUAACAAUAAUUUCACUACUAACCCAACAAAUAUUCCAAUGCAUCUAAAGUGCAAUAAAGAUAUUUCAAAUACUGUCACUGGCAUUGGCACUGCUACUGCCACUGAUGUUGCCAGUUUGCAACCAGCAGCGUCCUACACUACACUAGAAAAUGAAACAAAAGUGCAAAAUGAUAAACGGGAACCAAACACGGUUGUAGAUGAGCACACCGUUCAAGCGAAACCAGAACCGAAGAGCCAAUAUACUUACAUAUUGAAAUCAGAUUGGUUUUGGUAUACUAUACAAAUGGGUUUUGCUCGAGAAUCGGAUUACCUAUUUGGUAACUAUUUGAACAGCAUUGCUAAUACGCCCAACACAGAUAGACGUGAAUCGUUACCAAUCAGUUUUAACAAGCGAAAAAGGCGACUUUUCUCCCAACGUCAACAUCCUGAAAGCACGCCUCGUGGUUCAGGAAAACGACGUUCCUCCAUUUCCGAAGCUGGUUUGCUAUCAGUUUCAAAUAGUUUUUUCGAUUGUACUGCCAGUCCUGACAAAUUAGAGAGCGGUAAACUUUAUAAUGAAUCAGAAAGUUCAACAUGUGAACUAACAACACCUUCAAAGAAAUCUAUGCGAUUUAAUCAUUUUAUGGAUUUCUAUAAUACUGAAUCUAAUUAUGUGGGCAUUUUGGACACCAUUGUUAAUCUCUUCAAAAUUCCUUUGGAGUUAAGUGCUGAACAAGCUGAGCCACUAAUAAACAAAUCCGAAAUAAGAGCUAUAUUUGGAAACUUUUUGCCAAUACAUGAAGUGCAUCAGAGAAUGUUAGAGCGCUUGCGUUCCAUACAAAGUAAAUGGUCUGAAGAUUGUUCAAUUGGUGAUAUUAUUUUGCAACAUCGUGAUGAUUUAAUAAAAGCCUAUCCACCUUAUGUAAAUUUCUUUGAAAAAAUGGUGGAGACUUUACAACAAUGUGAUAAUCAGUAUGCGCGUUUUCACGCAUUUUUAAAAAUAAAUCAAGCAAAACCAGAAUGUGGGCGACAGAGUUUGCAAGAUUUAAUGAUACGUCCCGUUCAACGUUUACCUAGUAUAAGUUUACUCUUAAAUGAUAUUUUGAAGCAUACCAAUAAGAAUAAUCCAGAUUUUGAGCGACUAGAAGAGUCGCUUAAAGCUAUUAAAGAGGUUAUGACGCAUAUAAAUGAGGAUAAACGGAAAACGGAGUCACGUAUGGCUAUCUUCGAUAUUUUCAACGAAAUUGAUGGUUGUCCAGCUCACUUAGUGUCCUCGAAUCGGAGUUUUAUUUGUAAGUGUGAAGUGACAGAACUUUCGGACAGUUUAAGUGGUCGCGGAGACUCACUUAUGUUGUAUCUUUUUUCUGAUACAAUCGAAGUUUCUAAAAAACGUUCGAGAGGUUUUAAUUCAGCAAAGUCACCUAGCGCCACACAUAAAUCGCAUAAACAUAUCAAAUUAAUACCUCUGAAUGCAAUACGUUUCGUUAUUGAUAUAAUAGAUAGUUCACGUGCAUUUGCAUUACUUUGUCGCCAUGAUAAGGAUAAAUUACAUUCAUUUACCAUUGCUGACGAGGAAAUCGAUAAAUGUGUGUACCUAAAAAAGUUGUGCAAACAAAUGGCUGAAAAUGCUUGUCGCACGGAUACGGAAAAAUCUUUACUGUGUCGUACAUCUGAGGAUCUACAGAUAGAUAUAAGUGACGUCAAUUUAAGUACUUUAUCAAAAGCAUUUAAACUUGCAGCUCGAACGCGUUUAAAAGUCGGUCGUGCAUUCUCCUUCAAUAAAACUCCUUCCAAAUUGAAACGUGCUGUUUCCACUAUGAUGACAUCACCAUUUGCCGGCAACAAUUCCUUGUCGUCACCGGCAUCACAAAUGGCCCAAAUGCGCUUGGCGAGCUGCAACAAUAUACGUGAAGCAGUCGAUGAAGAGAGCGUUAGUUUACGUAGCAGUUCACCCUCAGCACAAUCAGAAAUUCUUUUAGUACCACCAUUAUCAGUGCAGCCAACACGCAAAAAUAAGGCUAACACUAUUGUGGGACGUAUUUAAAUUUCAAAACUAAAAACUAAAACUAAACAUUUACAAUAUGCUGCAGCAUAUUAAGUGCAUAUGGAAGUUUGAACACUUCUAGUACUUUUUAAAUUAUUGGACUAUAAUUUUUUUAACGUGGUUGAAACGUAUUCGUUUAGCAUGUAUUCAUAUCAUAUAUCGUUUUUGAGAAGUUCGAUGUAUCUUCUUUGUUAUUGUAUUUGUAACAUGCAAUUUGUAAGCUGGAUAAUUGAGUAUACUUACAAAUUGCAUCACUGAAGUAUUUGAUAUACUAUGUACAUUUAUGGCAUUUGCCUUCUUUUCGUAGGCAUUCGUUUCGGUUUUAAUUUUGUGCUCUAUUGUGCAUUAUUUAUUUGAUUUCUUAUUCGAAAUCAACGUUGUAUGUAUAUUUUGACUUUAAAUUAUGUAUUGAAAAGGAUAACUUAAUUUUAAGCUCUUAUUUAGGGGAGUUUCAUUUGUUGUAACAACAAUUUUUUAUUUUAAAGAGUUUGAGUUUUAAAUAAUUAAAUUUUAUUCAUUUUUAAAGAUGAUUCUCAUUAUGUUCUUGUUAUAGUAAUGAACAUGUUUCGUAGAAUUUUGUCG